Coccinella septempunctata (seven-spotted ladybird) is the source of this 1249-nucleotide messenger RNA. RefSeq names its product alpha-tocopherol transfer protein-like. The transcript has 7 exons. Gene Ontology annotation, cellular component: membrane. Gene Ontology annotation, molecular function: phosphatidylinositol bisphosphate binding. Lineage: Eukaryota; Metazoa; Arthropoda; Insecta; Coleoptera; Coccinellidae. The record is from RefSeq and is a predicted model, not a curated record. The coding region runs from base 75 to 956 and encodes 293 amino acids.
AGGUUCCUUCAUUUCGAAUUUGAAGGUAAGACGGUAAGAGCCAGAAGCAAAGUUGCUGAAGAUCAAGAUUCAAAAUGUUUUCUAUCGACAAAGAAUAUGAGCGUGACGCGAAAUUGAGAAGACAAGAUGUGAAAAGUUUGAUGGUAUGGAUCGACACCCAGCCACAUUUACCUAAAAUUUCUGAACACGAAGCCAUAUUAUUCUUGAAAAGCUGUUAUUAUAAUAAUGAAUUUGCCAAAACAACCUUGGAUACAUAUUAUUCCUUCAGAACCUUGGAACGUGAUAUGUUUCAUGCUAGGAGUGACAAAGUCUUGAUACAAACAUGUAAAGUAGGAUUGAACGCGCCGCUAAGCAAGCUCACACCAAAGGGAGAUAGUAUCUUCUUAAUGUAUUUGUUAGACCCAAAUCCUGAAUUUUUCGAACCAAUCAAUCUUUUCAAAUUAGCAGAUUCAGUAAUAACCCUAAAUCUUCAUUUAAAUGGACCUCAUGAUGGACUCCAAGUCAUUUCCGACAUGAAGAACUUCACACUAGGCCAUUUACCAAAAAUUAAUUUGACCAUAGCAAGGAAAGGUCUUGAAUACAUUCAGCACGCAUUGCCGGUAAGGCUAAAAGGGGUUCACUUCAUCAACAUCAAUAAAACUCUUAUGGAUAUGUUGAUGUCCCUGGUCAGACCUUUCAUGAAUAAGGAAUUGAUAGAUUUGAUACACAUUCACAGUGGUAUAUCAGAUUUGACGAAAUUUAUACCGUUAAAUUGUUUACCAAAGGAUUAUGGAGGUCAAGAACUAUCGUUUGAAGGUCUACAAGAGAAAAUGACAAGAGAUAUGUUGGAAAACAGGCAAUUUUUCGAGUAUCAAGAUACGCAGCUUGUGGAUGAGAAGAAGAGACCCAAAAACUCAAAGCUUUCUCUUGAUAUUUUCGGAGUAUCCGGUACUUUUAAGAAAUUAGAGUUAGACUAGGAUGUUCCUAAGUAAAGUUCAAAAUUGACUCAGACUAAGAGUGGUAUAUAGUUAAUACGAAGAAAUUUUUUUUCAAAUACCUACAAUACAUUGUAUCUUAAUAGACCAAUAAAUGGUCUACUUAUAUUUCACACCCUAUAAACAAAUCUGAAGAUUUUCGACAAAUUAUAAGCAUUUCUAUAAAUUUUCAGAAAAAAAGGUUGUCUAGAUACUUCUGUCGGUUACUUUGUGUGAAACACCCUGUAUAUAGCAAAAUAAUGUGAGUAAAAAAAGAAAAAAAAAAAAUCAAUUUG